Messenger RNA from Poecilia latipinna (sailfin molly), 7543 nucleotides. RefSeq names its product thyroglobulin (gene tg). NCBI's taxonomy places the organism in Eukaryota, Metazoa, Chordata, Actinopteri, Cyprinodontiformes, Poeciliidae. Gene Ontology annotation, biological process: thyroid hormone generation. The coding region runs from base 31 to 7431 and encodes 2466 amino acids. The transcript is spliced from 49 exons. The record is from RefSeq and is a predicted model, not a curated record.
AGCAGUUCUGUGGUGAAGCACACAGAGACGAUGGCCAGGCUGCUCUGCAUGGUGUGGAUCCUGGUCUGCAGCGCCGCCCUGCUGGACGGGAGGGCUUCAGAGUACCAGCUGGAGACGGAGGCGCUGAGCAGAUGCGAGAUACUGCGGAGCGUUGCCGUGGGAACCAAACAGGAAGAGGUUCCUCACUGUUUGGAGGAUGGCAGCUUCAGGUCUGUGCAGUGCAGUGGGCAGAGUCAGGAGUGCUGGUGUGUUGACUCUGAAGGUCAGGAGGUCACCGGGACUCGAACCAACAACUCCAUUCCUCACUGUCCGACCCCAUGCCAGCUGCAGUCGCUGCUGCAGUGCGCCCCCUCUGGUCUGUUUGAGCCGGUGCAGUGCGACUCCAGGGGGCGCUGUUGGUGCGUGGACCAGGACGGCAUGGAGCUGUACGGCACCAGACAGGCCAGCAUCCCGCGUCGAUGUCCCAGCAGCUGCGAGGUGAGGUCCAGGCGCCUGCUUCACUCCUCGGCUUCCUCACCUCCUCAGUGCGCCGCAGACGGCAGCUUCCUGCCUGUUCAGUGUAAAUUCAUCAACACGACCGACAGAACGGAGCUGGACCUGCUGCUGGCCUUCAGCAGCUCUCCAGAGGCGUUUGAGACCUUCAGGAAUUUCAGGAAGUUUUUCCCGCUCGUCUCCUCGUACUGCUUCUGCUCCGACAGCCGCGGCAGGGAGCUGCAGGGGACAGGUGUGGAGCUGCUCAUGUCUGAGGUGUACGACUCGGCGUUUUCCGGUCCCCGCUCUGCUCACUCUUUCGCUCAGACCAACAUCUACAGAGUCCUGCAGAGGAGGAUGCUGGGAGUUCGCCUCGCCCUCAGCGGACACUUCAGAUGUCCGUCUCCCUGUGAGGAGGAGCGGCGGGCGGCCCUGGAGUCGUCCAGCGUCUUCGUCCCAUCCUGUGAAGCUGACGGUCGCUUCAGCGCGAAGCAGUGCCAGCAGGGGGCGCUGUGCUGGUGCGUGGACCCCACAGGGAGGGAGCUUACUGGGACGCGGCGGCCCGGAGACGGCCUGGUCUGUGGUUCUGGUCCAGCUGACUGCCCCGCCCAGCGCCGUCUGGCUCUGUCCCAGCUCUUCUCGGGUCUGGUCCGUCCCCCUCAGGCGUCCUCUGGUUCAGCAACUUUAUGUUUGUCCCUCCUGCGUCCUCUCAGGGUUCUGGGGUAUUCGGACCCGACCUCCUUCCUGUCCCGGCUGGUUGAGGUUCUGCAGGGUCUCUUCCCCUCAGUGGGCGGAGCUCUGGAGGCGCUGACCCGCUCCCCGGCCCAGCGCCUCCAGGAGAACCUGUUUGGAGGGAAGUUCCUGCAGAAUGUGGCGGCCUUUAACUACACCGGGGUGCUGGGACCUCGAGGAGCCGUGGGGGUGGACCAGCUGUCCGCUCAGAGCCUGCAAGAGAACCGGGACCUGGUCCGGGCCGUGAGCCGGGCCCUGGAAGAUCCCGCCUUCCUGUCCGCCCUGAGGCAAACACUGAUGGUUCUCAGCGGCGCCCCCUCUGGUUCACUGCAGCAGGUCCUGGCUGGAGUUCUGAGGUCCUGCUCUGAGGAAGAGGACGACUCUUCGUCCCUCUUCGUCCCCCGCUGCUCGCUCAGCGGGGGCUACCAGCCGGUCCAGUGUCGGGACGCAGAGUGCUGGUGCGUCAACCUGCAGGGUCAGGAGGCACCGGGGUCACGGACCGCCGGCUGGCCGCCGCGCUGCCCGACCAGCUGCGAGAUGGCCAGAGCCAAUGCCAUGAAGGUGAAAUCCAACAUGGCCGCCGGAGCCGAGAUCCACAUUCCGGCGUGUUCAGAGGACGGAGACUUCCUGCCACUUCAGUGCGUCGGAGAUCGCUGCUUCUGCGUGGAUGCUGAGGGGAGGAAGAUGGCUGCAGGGCCAACAGGGGGCGCUGUCACAUGUCCAGAGAAUAAAACGCUGAAGCUUCAGUCAGGUCGCUGCUCCAAGGCACUCGCUGAGGUCACAGCAUUCAGACAGGAAGUGGACAGCCUCGUCUUCCUCUCUAACUCCACCCACUUACCUGUGGGAUACGGCUUUCUAUUGGCCAAAGGUCUGAGUCUGAGCCAGUCAGAGGAGGAGCUGCAGCUCAGCCAAUCAGAGGAGCUGAAGGUGUCAGAGAGGUUGCUUAGUCGCUCCAGAUCUGCGCUGCGAUUGGCUGCUUCCUCCACUCUUCUGAUGCUGCUUCCUCCUCAUCGUCUCUCCUACCAGCUCUUCACUCCACAGUGUGACGCCGCCGGAAACUGGAGGCUCACACAGUGUUACCACAGCACAGGUCAGUGCUGGUGUGUGGAUGAAGAAGGAGAGUUCAUCCCCGGGUCUCUGCGCCGCUCGCUCCGUCUGCCGCGCUGUCGGAGUCGCUGCCAGAGAGCGGAGGCUCACUCUCUGCUCUCUGAUUGGAUGAAAGCCUCUGACAUCACCACCGCCUCGCCUUACCACCCACAGUGUGAGCAGGAUGGCCGUUUCUCUGUGCUGCAGACAGGGGGCGCUGCAGGCUGGUGUGUGAACCCGCUGACAGGAGAGACGCUCCAGACGGCAUCCCGGAGCGCCGCCGGAGAGCUGACCUGUCCCAGCUGGUGUGAGCUGCAGCGGCUCCGCUGUCGCCCUGACGGCUCCUUCGACCCACUGCAGUGUGAUGUCACUUCUUGUUGGUGCGUUUCUGAGGACGGACAGGAAAUGGCCGGGACCCGAUCGCUGCGACAAACGGGACGCACGCCGUCAUGUGACCGUCCUCUUUGUCCCGCCCCCAACAUUACCCAUGGUGCACUGGUGUGCCAUCCAGCGGCUGAUGGUCGGCAGAGCUGUGACCUUGUCUGUCACCAUGGUUACCAGAACUCACUUCCUGUUAGCAGUUUCCUGUGUAGCAUUAAGAGUCGCCAAUGGGACGAAGGAGACAAACCUCUGAGUGGAGCCUGUCAGAUCUCCCAGCCCCUCCAGUCUUUGUCUUCCUCUCAGAUCUGGUCGCUCUCCGUCUCUUGCUCUCGUAUCAGCGGUUUGUCGUCUCUGCUGUUCAGCCUCGUGGCCAGCAGGGGGCUCUGCUCUGCUCAGCUCCCGUCGGGUCGGUCCGUGGCGCUGUGCGGCGACUCGGCGGUGGGUCUGUGGUGCGACGCCGGCGACUCGGUGAGGCUCACGCUGCGCUGGACCGCCGACCUCUCCGACCUCACGACCUCUGACCUCCCUCACCUCCAUCACAUGGUGAUAUUCCUGAAUGAAUCCAGACUUUUGGAAGGAGUUCAGGGAAUUCUGGGUAAUCUCCGCUCCAUGCUGACAUCUGACCCCGAACUGGUCUCGGUGGCGCCGCCAACCUUUGGCUGUUCCCAUGGUUACCGGCUGUCCAGCGACGGCGCAGGCUGCGUCGUCUGUCCUGCCGGCAGCUUCUACCAGCAGGGGGUGUGUCUGCUCUGCCCUCAGGGAACCUAUCAGGAGCUAGAGGGGCGGGACUUCUGCACCAGGUGUCCCAGAGGCUCCUCCCCUGCAGGCGCUUCAGCAGCCAAUCAGUGUGAGACGGACUGCGAGAGGAGGGGCCUGCGCUGUUCGCAGAGCGGCGACUUCCUGCUGGCUCAGCCCAACUUCCUGUCUGGGGGCUGGAGGUGUGUCAGCAACGAGGGGGUGGAGCUUGAGUGGACGAGCCGGGAAGAGCGUCUGACGGAUGAGGAGUGCUCAGUUCUCACCCGGUUCCAGGCUGUUCCUGAGUCGGACCUGAUGGUCGGGGCUGGAGACCAGGACCAGAACCAAACCAGGACCAAACCAGGACCAGGACCAAACCAGGACCCAACCAGGACCAGAGACCAGAACCAAACCAGGACCAAACCAGGACCAAACCAGGACCAGGACCAAACCAGAACCAGGACCAAACCAGGACCAAACCAGGACCAAACCAGUACCAGAACCAAACCAGGACCAAACCAGGACCAGGACCAAACCAGGACCAGAACCAAACCAGGACCAAACCAGAACCAGGACCAGUUUGGUCCCGGUUCUGGUUUGGGUUGUGAACGUCCUGUGUUUGUCUCAGCAUGUGCAGUGGAGCCGUCCUGCCACCAUGUGGCGCUGUUCGACAGGCGGACCCGCUGUGACCUGUACAGCUCUCUGAAUGCUGUCUGCAGCGCCUCCCAGCAGGCCACGGGGUUUCUGGGUAAUCCUCGGGCCGAGCGGUUCCACCAGCUGCGCUGCUCUCUGAGGGUGAGGGGCGGAGCUUCAGAUCUGUUCGUCCUCAGGAAGAACGGGGCGGAGCUUCAGCACCAGAGUUUUGUGAGGAUGAGGAUGAGGAAGGCGGUCUCAGGUGUGUUCAGGACUCAGGUGUUCUCCUCCAGGAACACGUCUCUGUCCGACGUGCGCCGGUUCUGCCAGGACGGCUGCAGCCGCGACGCCUGCUGCCACGGGUUCAUCCUCAACCAGAACGUCCUGGAUGGAGGCUCCCUGCUGUGUGGCUGGCUGAGAGCGCCGUCGGUUCUGAUGUGUGAGGACGAGGACUGGGACGUGAUUGGCCAGGGACCGGCCAAUAGGAUCUGUGGGGCGGGGCUUAGCUACAGCAAGCAGCAGCGCAGCUUCGAGUUCGACUUUGGCGGAGAAAAGUUCACCAUCACUGACAGCGCUCUGCCUGGCGACAGCAGAAACAGGAAGGACUACCAGGCCGCCAUCAUCAGCUUCCAGGCCAUCUACCUGAACACAGCUGCAGCCGCCGGUGGUUCUGGAUCAGCGUCCUGCGGUGCAGCAGAGGUUCCGGCUCCUCUGAACGCGACUGUCCAGCUGAGGUUCCAGUCUCUGUCCAGCGCCGAGGUCCUGGUGGACCCUCAGAGGAAACAGCCCGUUCUCUCCUUCUGGCUCAGCAAAAACGACUACAGCUCCCAGAAUGCCCUGCUCUGGUGCCUCACACGUUGUGAUGAAGAGGAGUGGUGUUCUGUCACCGACCUCGGAGAAUCUGAGUCGGACCGUUUCUUCCGCUGCGCCUUGUAUCCGGACACCAGAGUCUGCGGCGGCUACGACCAGCCGAUAAGACGCUCCUGUCGCCCCCUGCUGGACAGAGCGACCAACAACACCUACAGCAAGAAGGUGGAUCUGAGCGGACCGGUCCAGAGUUUUUAUGAGCGGGUUCCCUUCCAGAAGAUGGUGUCAUACUCUGUGAGGAACCGGGUCACGCUGGGACAGAACCAGCUGCUGCCUGACGGGUUCAGGGAGUGCGAGCGCCGCUGCGACGAGGACCCCUGUUGCCGUGGUUUCGGGUUUGUCCAUGAGACCAAAUCAAGAGGCCUGCUCUGUCUGCCUCUGAUCAGCCUCGGGGUUCUGACCUGCAGUGAAGACGACGCCUCAACCUGGAGGACUCAGGAUUGUUCGCCUCCUGAAGCAGAGACGUCCCCAGAGCCGUUCGGCUGGUACCAGAAACCCGUCAAUCAGUGGACAACGUCCCCGGCCCUGUGUCCUCCGUUCAGCCUGAGGAACCCUAGGAACAACGUCUUCAUGGAUGACUGGCGGCUCCUCUCAGAGUCUUCGCUCCUGAUUGACGCGUCUCUCUCUACGUAUGAUGUCAUCCACGUGAGCCGUGACAUCGACACUGACCGGGAAAGGACCAGGGACUGGUGUCUCCAUGCCUGCCAGGAGGCGGAGUCUUGUGUUGCCGUGUCACUCAGGAAGGUGGAGUCAGCGGUCCGCUGCAUCCUGUACCCUGACACCACGACCUGUGGGCUAAGCUCCGCCCCAGACUCCCUUAGCCCCGCCUCCUCCUGCCGCCUGGUGGUGAAAGAGCCCGCCCCCCAGGUCUACCUGAGGGCAGAGCGAUCGCCGCAGGCUGCGUCCAUCUCAGUUCCCGGUCAUGGGACGCUGCAGGGUGUUGCCAUGGAAACAGCAGUCGGCUCAGACAGGAGGACGGUGAUCCGGUUCCUCGGAGUCCCGUACGCUCGUCCACCAAUAGGAGUGCUCCGCUUUGAGGCAGCGCAGCUGGCCGAUUGGACGGGAACUUGGGACGCCACCAAGCCCAGGCCCAGCUGCGUUCAACCCGGCGACGAUGAGGACUCAGCUUCCAGCGAGGAUUGUCUCUACCUUAACAUCUUCACGCCCGCUGUCCAGAGAGGGCGAGUCCCGGUCCUGGUUUACUUCUUCAACCCUCCAGCCAACCAGAACCAGAACCUGCUGGAUGGCUCCGCCCUCGCUGCUCUGGGGAACAUUGUCGUGGUAACGGCCAGCUACCGUACGGCAGCACUGGGAUUCCUGACUGCAGGUGGUCUCCAUGGUAACUACGGCCUGUCGGACCAGGAGGCGGCGCUGCGCUGGGUCCACGCCCACAUCUCCCUGGUGGGCGGAGACAGCGGGAGCGUGACGGUGGGGGCGGAGCGGCGCGGCGCCGACAUCAGCAGCCUGACUCUGCUCUCCUCUUCGCCUCCGUUCCACAGAAUGAUCCUGAUGGGAGGUUCUGUUUUCUCUCCAUCUUUGGUCCAAACUGCUUCGGCCGGCAGACGUCAAGCCGUGGAUUUGGCUCGGGAGCUUGGCUGCGUGACCUCUGACCUCUCUGAUGACGGCCCUAUGGUGGCAUGCCUCAGAUCGACUCCGGUUCACAAGCUGAACGCGGCUCAGACGAAGCUGCUGGCGGUCAGCGGUCCGUUCCAGGCCUGGGCUCCGGUCCGCAGGUCCGAGUCCGAGUCCUUCCACAGAGUGGACCUGAUGCUGGGCACAUCAGAACACGACGGCCUGAUCAGCAGAGCACGCAGGAUAAAGGACUUCGAGGCUCUGCAGGGUCGAGGCGACAGGAAGACUGCGUUCUACGAGGCCCUGAGUCGUUCUCUGGGCGGAGCCUCGGGAAACGCGCUGCUGAAGGACGCGGCGGCCUGGUUCUACUCUCUGGACCACGACCCGUCAGCUGCUGGCUACAACCUGUUCUCCAGAGCGCUCAACAACGCCACCAGAGAUCUGUUCAUCAUCUGUCCCACGGUGCAGAUGGCUCUCCACUGGGCCGCCAGCGGCACCAACAUCUUCCAGUACCACCAGCCCGCCUCCAGCGCUCAGGACAGAGCCGAUGUUUUGGUUCCUCUGGACGUUCAGUUCCUGUUUGGGAUUCCCCUCCAGCCAAUGAACUCUCAGCGUUUCACCUCGUCUGAUCGGCGCCUCUCAUUGGCUGUGAUGACCUACGCUUCCAGCUUCAUACGGACCGGGAACCCAAACCCGUCCCACGUGUGGGCGGAGUCAGUUCUGCCCCGCUGGCAGCCGGUCACCGCUGAGGCUCCGCCCACCUACCUGGAGCUAAGCCCCGCCCUCCAGCAUCAGCAGGGCCUGAGGCAGAACGCCUGCUCCUUCUGGAGGGAACUGGGAACCAGACUGACCAGUAAGACGGGUGACUUGGGGGCGGAGCCUGUCCAGAUCCCUGAGCUCCCAUUGGCUGCACCAUCCAGCCAAUCACAGACCAACAAGGACGCCUACAACUGAUGACAUCAUCAACAUGGAAACCCUCACACCACAUUUCCCAUAAUGCACUUUGAUUCAUGAGUUUCUGCUGAUCAUUUUGUUCCCAAUAAUCAAUAAAAGCAUCUAAAACUGA